AUGCCCUUAUCUACAAAAUCAACUAAUCAAGAUGAAUCUUUCAUGACAAUAACUAAAGAAUGGCAAAAAUAUUUUGAACAACUUCUCUAUGAGUGGUUUAUUCUAGAGACUCUGCCUUUAUAUAUGCUUGAAUCGCUUUCAUUCCAAUGUUUCAUUAAUAAAUCCAUUCUGGCAUUCAAUAUUCCUAAUCGUAAAAAAUUUAAAAGAAAAAUUUUUGAGUCUAAAAAUUAUGUUAGUUUAAAAAUUUCAAAAUUAUUAAAGCGCAAAGCAAGUUGGUUUAAAGAAGUUACCGUGAUGAUUAAAAAUCUUUCACAUCCUCAUACCAGUGAUCAUAUUCAAGAAGCCCUAGAAAUA
Racocetra persica is the source of this 354-nucleotide messenger RNA. NCBI's taxonomy places the organism in Eukaryota, Fungi, Glomeromycota, Glomeromycetes, Diversisporales, Gigasporaceae. The record is from the annotation of a GenBank genome assembly.